Molecule: messenger RNA, 1599 nt
Organism: Parnassius apollo (apollo)
Lineage: Eukaryota; Metazoa; Arthropoda; Insecta; Lepidoptera; Papilionidae
Source: the annotation of a GenBank genome assembly
AUGGAAUACGGAAAUGGAACGCGCAAAGGGCCGCUGCCUGGAGGUCGCCAGGGCGCGUCUGGAGCUGGCGCUGGACGCGACAGUAUGCGAACCGCCAGCCGAGCGCGAGGUGCUGCACGACCACCCAGCAGCUCCUCGCAUCCAUCAUCCCCACCAGCUGGCUUGGUGUCGGCAGGGUCUUCGCGGGCUCAGCAAUCGGCACCCGCCACUGGUGGAGUACGCCGCAUGCGUUGGACAACCCAGAUGAACAGCAACGCAUUGCGGGCGUAUUUUAGGGCGAAGGGUGGAGAAACUGGAGGUUUUGCGUAUCGGGCAAGGAUGCAUCGACUUUUUGCUGAGCUGAAGCCAUCUGUAACCGUCACCGAGCAAAACCUGGCAGACCGAGUUCGGUAUAUCUUGCGCUCAAAUACAUUUGAUGUCACCGUACUCGAACGGCUACGACGUGAGGCUGUUCCUUCAUCGGGUGAAAAUGCUGCGGCUGAGGAUGCGGCGCCACAACUUGCCGAGCAAACGGCAAAUGUGGAUGCCGCCGUGAAUACGCCAGUUGUGGUUGAUUCAAACGAUGAUGGAACAGUCGCCCAGGAACUGGAACUAGAGCAAAUGAGGAGUACAUUGGAAGAGGCGAUUGUGGAAACGCGCAGUACGACUCUCGAAAAUCGACCGCGACUUCCCCGCUUAGCCCUAAGCAAGCGGAAUCGGGCUGUCGUGAGGGCUCUGAACCCAAUGCUGGUUACCUAUUUGGAAGCCAGCCGGGACCUUUGCGCGACGGACUCAAUUCUUUUUGGCGCCGCACUGGCAGUCUGCCGUAUUAUAGGUGCCAAACUUUCCACGGCUGGACGCGCUACUGGACAAAGUAGUGCUAUCCCAGCCUGGAGAAUAAGAAUUGAAGAACGUAUCGCAAAGGCUAGGGCCCUCAUCGGCAGACUGAUAUGCUUCAGGUCAGGCAAUACCAGGCCAAGGAUUGUGCGCACCGUCAGGAUGGCGUUUGCUGGGACAAAUGUUAGUUUGUCCCAGCCGGAUAUAAUGCAAAAACUGACGGAGCGCAUAGACGACCUGAAGCAAAGAAUAGCUGCUUGGGGAAAGCGGAUUCGGCGAUAUACCGAGAGGUCGACACGGUUCAACCAGAAUCGUCUCUUCCAGAGUGAUCAGAAGAGGCUCUAUAAAUCAUUGGAGCGACCAAUAGUAAGUGGAACGGGCCCUGCACCAAAUCAGGCCGACAUGGUCGCAUUCUGGCGCAGCCUGUGGUCAGAGCCCGUAAAUCACAACGAGGGCCCUUGGACGGAAGUUGUGGCGAGUCAGUGUGCGAGUAUUACGCCCAUGGACCCCGUCAUCAUAACGCCGGAUGACGUAGCUGAGGCGGUCCGUAGGGCCCCGAACUGGAAAAGUCCGGGGCUUGACGGGCUGCAUCACUACUGGCUGAAGGGGUUCAUGGUGUGUCACUCUGUGCUCGCCCGACAGUUUCAAGAGGCUCUCAACCAGAAGUCGCUCCCAAGCCUCUUCACUACUGGGAUCACUCAUUUGGUUCCAAAAGAUCAGGGCGCCACAGACCCGAGCAAAUACCGCCCCAUCACAACCCAACCAGAUGAGAAAACUAUAUAG